AUGACGAAGAGCGCAGCCAGCCAACACUCGGCGGAUGAGUCAAUCCGAGAAGUACAGGACGAUACGUAUGAUGAGUCCGACGACCAAGAAAGAGAUAGGAUCGAAGAAGAGUGGCGCAACAGCAUUCGCAUGAAGGUUGACCUUCGACUUUGCAGCAUCGCAGGUAUCUUGUGCUCGCUCAAUCUACUCGACAGCGGCGUGAUAUCCAGCGCAUCCGUUACGUCGAUGCUCAGCGACCUAGAACUGGACAUCGGUAACAGAUACUCGGUCUCUAUCUUCAUCUUCACAAUUGCAAGCAUUGCUUUCCAGUUGCCGUCAACAAUUGCUGUGCGCACUUUUGGUCCGCGUAUCUGGUUCGCCUUGAUCACUUUCUGUUUCGGCAUCAUUACACUGUGCACGGCUUUCGUACAGACAUGGCGGCAAAUGAUUGCACUUCGCAUCCUACUUGGUAUCGCCAUGUCGGGUAUCUACCCCGGAUUGACGUAUCUCAUCUCGACGUGGUACACGCGGAAAGAGCAACAGCUUCGCUUUGCCCUGAUGCAGAGUGGAGAAGUCAUUGUCUUGGCAACGGGCGGUAUCGUCAACUUCGGGCUCAACCAGCUUGAUGGCCAAUAUCUCAAGGGAUGGCAAUGGAUGUUCGUCGUGCAAGGGAGCAUCACUGCGUUCUUUGGCAUCUUGACCUAUUGGUGGAUGGUCGACUUUCCCGAGCACGCGCAGAACUCUUUCUACUUCCUCACGCCCCACGAGAGCGCGUUGGCAUCUUCUCGCAUUCAAAAGGACCGAGGCGAUGUCAAGCCUGACGACUUUGCUUGGUCCAAAGUCUUUGUUCACGCCAAAGAUGCAAAAGUCUACGGAUUCUGCAUCCUUUACUUCCUGCAGAACCUUGUCUCGACGUCGCUCUCCUACUUCUUGCCCAUCAUUCUGCAAGGCGGAAUGGGCUUCUCUUCUGAUAAAUCGAUCUUGCUCUCUGCGCCGCCUUAUUACUACGCGGUUCUCCCCGCCAUCUUGUCCUCGAUCAUCGGCGACAAGUUUCAGCUAAGAGGGCCAAUCAUAGUUUUCAACUGCGUCUCUCUAAUUAUCGGGUUUUGCAUGCUGGGCUUCUCAGACCAAGUCACAGUGAGAUAUAUCGGCACCUAUCUUGCGACUGGAGCAUACGUGGCGAACUGGGCUGCCAUGGCGACUUAUCAAGCGAACAAUAUCUGCGGCCAGUGGAAGAGGGUGUUCACGGCCGCGAUGGUCACAGCCUUCAACGGAGCAGGAGGUAUUGCUGGAAGCUUCAUUGUCAGACAACCGGAGAGUCCGAGGUAUAUGACGGCGAUUUGGGUGAGCAUAGGGAGCCACAUUUUGAUCAUCGGACUAGUUGGCAUAUACCGCGCCAUCUACGACUAUGAGCCCCAGAGCAGCAAUGAGAUCGCCCUUGACGAGGGCGACAUCUUGAUGGUCCUGGAGAAGUCGACGAUUGACGCCUGGUGGAAAGCGAAGAAGAAGGGACGCGAUGGAGACGAUGAAGAGCCCGAGGGCUUGAUUCCGAACAACUAUAUUGAAGAGGCCGCACCCAUCGCCCGCGCCAAAGCCCUAUUCGAUUACGACCGCCAGACAGACGAAGAGCUCUCUUUCAAGGAAGAUGCCAUUCUAGACGUUUACGACACCACAGAUCCCGACUGGACACUGGUCGGAGUCGAAAGCGACUAUGGCUUUGCGCCUGCGAAUUACAUCGAGCUUACCGAAGACGAUGCGGCAGCACCAGCAGCACCAGCAGUGGCAUCUCCAGCGCUGCCAAGUCGCCCGCCAAUGCCGGCAGCGAGGGACUCUUUUGACGACGACCAGCCGCCUACUCCUGACACUCCCCCAACGCAGAGUCCCGCUGCCGCCCUGGCUGGCAUUAUACAGAAGAAGUCGCAAGAGGCAGCUCCGCGAUCGACCAUCUCACCCCCACCUAAUGUAACCGCGCCUCCAAAACAACAACGACGCGUGCAAUUUACCCCGGAAGAGUCGGACGAAGAAGCGCCACCGCCUCGUCUUCCCACGCGGCCCGAAUCCGAAAUACACUCGCCCCCACCGACUCAAUACACGCAUGCGCGGUCCCCAUCACCUCCGGUCAGAUCGCCUCCACCCCGGAGCGUCACAUUUGACCAGUAUGAUCCUCCAAGUAGGGACGAGCAGCCCGCGACGCCCAUGUCCGGCUCUGGAUAUCAUCUGUACAACAUCUACGAGUACAUCACGCAGCCAGGCAAGAAUAAGAAAAUGCCAAUCACGCUGGGCGUCAACAUCCCGAAAGGAAUGAUUAUGAUUGCGCCCGAGAAGUCGCGCGAUGGACCACAACAGGAGUGGAGCGCAGAUAAGAUGGAGUACUACUCACAAGAGGGCAAGCACAUAUUCAUGGAGCUGAAACAGCCAAGCAAGAGCGUUGAUUUUCAUUGCGGCGCUAAAGACACUGCAUCUGAGAUAAUGCUGGCUCUUGGUGAGCUUGCCGGAGCCGCUAAGAGCGCAGGACUGCGCGAGGUGAUAGCUGCUGGCUCCGGAAAUUCUAAUGUGCAGAAGAAGGGUGUCAUGCUAUUCGACUUCAUGGCACAGGGCGAUGACGAGGUUACCGUCGGUCUUGGCGAUGAGAUCUUGGUUAUCGACGAUUCUGCCAGUGACGAGUGGUGGAAAGUCAGGCGGCUCAAGAAUGGCAAAGAGGGUGUCGUACCAGCUAACUACGUUGAAAUUACAGAAACCGUCCCCAUACAUGCUCCUGCAGCCGCCAUGGCUCGAUCGGGAACCAACGCUGGCCGAUCCAUCGUCGAACAGAAUAGGCGGGAGGAAGAGGAGCUUGCUCGCCAGGCCUCAAGACGGAAGAGGCCAGAAAGUGAGGCAAGGAACGAUCAGAGAUCAUCAAGCAAGCGCGAAAGCUCCGCAAAAGACUCGAGUUUGAAGUCCUCGUCUAAGCCAAAUGCUGCCAAAGUACGCACUUGGACCGACCGCUCUGGAUCAUUCAAGGUUGAGGCAGAGUUUAUCCUGAUCAAGGAUGGCAAAAUUCACCUACACAAAGUCAAUGGCGUCAAGAUCGCUGUACCGGUCACAAAGAUGUCCGUAGAGGACCUCGAAUAUGUAGAACGCGUUACAGGAGAGUCUCUGGAUGACGACAAGCCUUUGUCGGAUCUGAAGAGGAGAAGCAUGCAACAGCCUCGCGCAAAGGACUCUGGUCCAACCGGCAUUUCUGUCGAGAGGAAGCCAGAGUACGAUUGGUUUGACUUUUUCCUCAAGUGCGGUGUUAACCCCCAGAUCUGUGAACGCUACGCUAGGGCAUUUACCAAGGACGAAAUGACAGAAGAAAACAUACCAGAUAUUACUCCUGGGCUUCUGCGUACGUUGGGUCUCAAGGAAGGUGACAUUCUCCGUGUCACCAAGCACUUGGACGCACAGUUCGGAAGGGAUAAGCGAAAUGCUGAAGAUGGAGGAGAGGGAGCUUCUGGUGGCCUGUUCUCCGGCCCAGGAGGUGCACUGAGAAACAACACUCGUAAAGGACGUCCUGCACCGCCUGUUGAAACAAACGAUGUCGUUGACCCGAAAGCGUUUGAGCCAAAGUCCGAUGACACAGUCAAGAAGCCCGCAGAUGGUACCCCGACACCGCUGGCGUCCGCACCCACUCCUGACAAGACUGCAAAUGGAUUUGACGAUAAUGCAUGGGAUGUCAAGCCAUCAAAAUCUGCGUCCACCCCUGCGCCAGCAGCAUCUCCGCCACCAGCACAAGCACCUGCAGCGAAACCACCCCAGCUGACCGGAUCUAUGAACGAUUUGUCUCUCUUGGAUAUGCCUGCGCUCAAGCCUGAUGAGAUUGCUCAGCCAACACCUCCCGCUCCGGCACCCCAGCCAACGCAAGCGCCUGUUCAACAGCCUCCCGCUCCCGCUCAGCAGCCACAACCGACCGGCGCUACCCCUACCCUAUUUGAACAGGUUGCGGCUAUUAAGGCUCUUACCCAGCCUCAAAACAUGGCUCCACCGCGUAUGCGGCCACAAGCUCCUCAACAGCAAAACACUGGUGGUCUCAUUGCUCCACCACCGCAGCGGUCUUCCUCUGCCCCUAUGAAUCCGCAACAAAGUGCUUUUGGCCCUCCACCACCUCUACAACCUCAGCUCACAGGCUACAACCCAAACAUGAUGGGCCAGAACUCCGGACAGGGCAUGCCACCGAUGCAACAGCAAAUGACAGGCUUCCCACAGCAGAAUGGCGGUUUUGGGUUCCAGCAAAACGGCAUGAUGCCGCAACCCACAGGCUACAACUCCAUGUCUCCACCCCAGCAACAGCCUAUGCAGACUGGGUUUGCACAAUACCAACAACAGCAGCCAACCGGUUUCCAGCAGCCCAUGCAAACUGGCUUCCAACAGCAGCCCCACUUCACCCAGGGCUUCGGGAAUGGCAGUCCCUUUGCCGACCCACCACGCGCACCGUUCCAGCCCCUCCAGGCUCAGCCCACUGGUUACAACUCGUUCCAACCAUCCCCGCUUAACCCACAGGCGACUGGCGUCAACCGCUUCUUACCCCCGGCCCUUGCGCCACAGCCAACCGGUUACCAAAGCACUCCGCCUCUUCCUCCCAUGCCGCCAAUGCCUUCGAUGCCUACGGCUCAGCCUUUGGUGCCACAGAAGACCGGUCCACCUCCAAGCAUCAAGUUUGGUGUACAGCCCGCAAAGAAGCUUACGCCUCAGCCGACCGGGAGGGCGAACCUUGCCAAUGCCACUCCCCAAAAUCCUUUCGGUUUCUAAUUCCACUUGCGAUGGUUGUUCGCUCUUUUCGCACCCCUUUGCUUACUUACGGGGCAUCCGCUUAAUUACCCUACCACCAUAUGUAUAUGUACAUAAGUUCUGUGAUACUUGUUUGUUGUUCGGAGGUGUGGAUUCGCAAGGCCCGAUAGCAUUCUUCAUCACUUCACAUAGCACUUACUUGCAUUCAACACCCCCAAUUACAUGCAAUCCGGCGUCUUUGCUGUUCUUUUUUCUGCUUUACACAGCCAUUGCUUUGAUUUGGGUAUGCUGGUAGGCCCGAUGUUGAUUGUUACGGAAAAUCAGCAUGCGCCACUUUAUCGGCCCUUUAAUUACAUGUCUAGAAUGGGGCUGAGAUGCGUGGUAUGAUGGCUCAGCUACGGAGAUGGUCGGACCUACGUAGCUUGUAAAACAGAGAUAGUCCAAACCUAGAUGUGCU
This is a messenger RNA of Alternaria alternata, 5182 nucleotides long. RefSeq lists its product as hypothetical. Gene Ontology annotation, molecular function: cytoskeletal protein binding; transmembrane transporter activity; ubiquitin binding. Bases 1 to 4746 code for a protein of 1581 amino acids. Lineage: Eukaryota; Fungi; Ascomycota; Dothideomycetes; Pleosporales; Pleosporaceae. Gene Ontology annotation, cellular component: membrane. Gene Ontology annotation, biological process: transmembrane transport. The transcript has 6 exons. The record is from RefSeq and is a predicted model, not a curated record.